GCUCUCUCUUCUAAAGAGCCCCGCUUGGGCCUCCCGCCGCCGCACUUUCACUCUCCGUCCGGCCGUGUCCCAGCCGCCUCCCUCCUCCUUGUGUCCGCCGCUCGCCAGCCGCGCGCGACAUGGAUGCCAAGGCCGUCGCCGUGCUGGCCCUCGUGCUGGCCGCGCUCUGCCUCAGCGACGGGAAACCCGUCAGCCUGAGCUACAGAUGUCCAUGCCGAUUCUUUGAGAGCCACGUUGCCAGAGCCAACGUCAAGCAUCUCAAAAUCCUCAACACUCCAAACUGUGCCCUUCAGAUCGUGGCGAGGCUGAAGAACAACAACCGACAAGUGUGCAUCGAUCCGAAAUUAAAGUGGAUUCAGGAAUACCUGGAGAAGGCCUUAAACAAGAGGUUCAAGAUGUGAAAGGUGCAGGGCACGUCAGACACCUGUGGGAGCCUCACAGUGGGAGCCCAGGUCUGCAAAGCAGUGUUAGGGCAGGGGCCGGGCCAUCUGCAUUUGUCAAGGGCUUUAUUUUGCACUCUUUGCCUUACGUUCACCAUUGGAUUAUGUAGCAAAAUAUAUGGUAUUCUUUUUCAUGUAGUUUGAUUUAUCAGUGUCACUGGUGACAGGAAGGUCACUAUUCUACUUGCUUUACUAGAGUCUCUUUCCCACGGAGUCCCUAGUUGGCCUGGAGAGGCCUGAGUUUAUAUCUCUCUGAGCUGUGCAGGCCAGGACCCUGCAUGGAGGGACGCCCCAGCACCCAUGGUCGAGCCCCAGGAUGGAGAGCCAUGGGGGAGACCUCAUGGUGGGGUCACAGACCCAGGCAGUGCUCUAGUGAAGCCUGCCCUGUGCCCUGUGGGAGGGCAUUGGAGGGUGAGGUGUUAGGGGACGUUUCUCCAAAUAACAUCUGAGGCUUCCCUGAGCUGAGGCCAGAGGGCGAGGCCAGGCUAGAGCCAGCAGCAGCUGGGCCUUGAGCUGUCAUCUCCAUCCCAUCAUGUUCUCGUCAUCACUGUUUCUCAUCCAUCAUCCUGUGUGUCUGAGACUGUCUCCCUGACCCUGCAAAAGGACUCUUUCCAGACCAAAGCUUGCAUUUAAACUGAGCACCGAGAAGCAGUUCAAAAUGCCUCAUCUUCCAGUCCUGAAAACAACCGUGCACAUCUCUGUCUCACGUGGAAUACUGUCUGUUGUCCCGUCCUGAGCUUUUUGUUCAAAUGUCCUCACCCCCCACCAAUGUCUCGGGGUGCUCGUACUGUCUGUUCUCUGCAUGCAAAGGCUGGGAGUGAAGGGAUCCCCUAGGGGUCUUGGGGCCCUAGUCCCCCUUAGGGCUGUGAUCCCUUUGGGUUGCCCUGCCUUGGUUUCCCUGAUGAUCGCAAAACCAUCGUGGAUCGCAGCACAAGGGAACUUGGUUUGCGGCAGCACAAUUGACCUGGAGGAUUUACCAGCUACAUGCCUGUGGUUGUCUGGAUAUCUUAACCAUCUUAAAAUGUAGAGUUCUGCUUUCAUUAUGCCAAGCCCAGCAGGGUUUAGGGCAUCAAAAGAAAAGAAUUCUCAACCCUUUUUUUUUAAGUGCAACCCAUAGAAGACUCAGUCCUGCAUAUGAAGUUUCCUUCCCAUUAAAAUUUAAUCCCAUCUUUUCCACCGUUUGGAAAGCCCAUCUUCUCUCCCCUUACACAAUGGCCCAGCCUUUCUGGGCUGUGUCAUGUCACUCCGUGCUGGCAGGAAGCUGCUGAGACAUCCAUUCUGGCAUUCCUCUAAGAAAACAAUGGCAUAUUUGGAAAAUUUGCUUAAAACCCUUAACGUUCAGGUUUCCCUUUGAGUGAGGGUAGCUUGUAGAGUUGCAUUAACCAUUUUUAAAAUUUCACUUUUUAAAAGGUAGGCACUUCAGGUUUUUGUUUGCUUGCUCUGUUUUUCAUUUGCUGUCAGUAAUACUUCCCCCUUUGUUUCAAAUAUGCAAAAUUAAGAAAGUGAAGAAAUCAAGGGCAAAGCAAGGAAAUGUAUUGGUUGAUAGAAUGCUGUAUGUAAAGUGUGGAAAGUAAGAGUAAAGUGAUCUUGACUGGUAGGUAUUCUUAGAUUUAAUAAUCUACGGGUCAUAAGUAACCUGUGUUAGGUUUUUGUUUUGAAUUGGAUCUUUAUGAUAAAGAUGGCAAAUCCAUCAACCAAAAUUUUCCCUUAAUUUAAACAAAAAUUCACAUCCUUAAACUGACUUUGUUAUAUUGAAAAUAUAGAGUAUGGAAAACCUUUCUUAGUUAUAAGGAUACAGGAGUGGUAUUAAAUCCCUGUUUGAAAUUAACCUGCCUCUACAAUGCUCCUAAAUUACACAGGAAAUAAUUGCAGUGGGGCAGUUAUUUUCCAGGUGAUCCAAGAUUUUUAAAAAUCUCUCAUGGAAACUUUGACAGCAUCUUCCCUUGGAAUCCGUGGACUCUCUGGCUCUGCAGAAAUAAACCAACCCUAAAUCUUGACUGCAGUCAAGAAUCAUUUCUGUUACUCCCUCCCAUAGGGAGGGGAAAAAAAAAAAAAGACGAGUAGAAACCGCAGGGAAAAUUCUUUGUGUAACAAUUCCUCUGCUCCCAGACCCACUUCUAAAUGGAGCCAGUGCUGCUAAAAGAAGCAUGCAUUUAAAUAAUCUAUUUGCAAAGGAAAAGGCACUCCGAAUUCCCCCUUUGGCUUUCAAAAUGCAAGUCAAGUGUAACAAGGAGCUGUUUCCCGGGGAUCUCAGGAAACAAAGAUUUCCCAGGGAUCUUUGUGGUCCCAGCGCUGCCUCUACCUGCCCUUCCCCAGGGCUCUGUGUCACCUCCAGGGCCUCCACUGCCAGCCUUUGCAUCGGGGGGUGGGGUGGCUGAGGGCUCACUGGCUUGUUGAGUGUUGGAAUCUGAAUCUGUGCCCGUGUCUUUGCACUGUUGUUUGUCCCGCUCUGUCCAGCUGCUGAGAUGUCGGUGAGGGGCUCAGGGGGGCCUCUGCUUUCCUGCCUGGUCCCCAGGGAUCAGCCUCCAGCAGAGGUCCCCCCUAAUGUAAAAUCCACAGAGCCUUCAAAGCCUUUUCUUUCAAUCAGUUUUGACCCUUCCGAGGUGUGAUUUUCUGAUCACAGCCCGGAGUGCUUGCCAGGGGGCUCCUUACCCAGGAUCUUUCCCAGAUGUGUGCCCUUUUCCAGCUGGGGGAGAUUUGUAGUAUCCCAACCUCCACACCUUCACUGCCCCACUGUGAAGGAGCCCCAUUCCUGCAAUAUGCUCCCUAGAAACCCCCAAGUCCCCUGUGCAGACCACGAACAUUGCCAAAUUGAAGAAACCAUGUAGAAAUCUUAUUCUGCCACCUCGCCGACUCUCAGCCUCUGAGCAGUGAUGGGUCCAGUGUUAAAUGUGAUAAAUACUGUAUGUUGUAUUUUUUUAAAUUGCAACUCCCAGAUAAUGUGAAAAUGGUCCCAGAGAAGGCAACUUCCUGUUACAGUGUGCUUUUUUUUAACAACUCCUUUUGAGACACAUUCUUACUUUGAAGUCAUAUCAAUGAAAAUAUGUAUAUGCACUUAUAAUUUUCCUAAUAAAGAUCUGUAUUCAAACAUAGUA
This is a messenger RNA of Choloepus didactylus (southern two-toed sloth), 3535 nucleotides long. Its product is annotated as stromal cell-derived factor 1. NCBI's taxonomy places the organism in Eukaryota, Metazoa, Chordata, Mammalia, Pilosa, Megalonychidae. Gene Ontology annotation, cellular component: external side of plasma membrane; extracellular region. The transcript is spliced from 4 exons. The coding region runs from base 120 to 401 and encodes 93 amino acids. Gene Ontology annotation, molecular function: chemokine activity; CXCR chemokine receptor binding. The record is from RefSeq and is a predicted model, not a curated record. Gene Ontology annotation, biological process: chemokine-mediated signaling pathway; axon guidance; cell chemotaxis.